UCAAUUCAAAUCAGGUUGGCAGGGAAGGUCGCGUUGAUCACCGGCGGAGCAAGCGGCAUCGGGGCCAGCACCGCCGCGCUGUUCGCCCGAAACGGCGCGAAGGUCGUAAUCGCCGACGUCCAGUCCGAUCUGGGACACUCCGUCGCCGCCUCGCCGCACCACCCCGCCGCCGUCACCUUCGUCUGCUGCGACGUCACCAAGGAAAGCCAGGUCGCGAGCGCGGUGGACGGCGUCGUUUCGGCCCACGGGAAGCUGGACAUCGUCCUCAUCAACGCCGGCGUACCGGGCGACCCGGCCGGGAACCGGAUCGCCGCCGCGGACGAGGACGAUCUGCGGCGGGUGUUCGACGUCAACGUGUUCGGCGGGUUCUUGUGCGCCAAGCACGCAGCCAGGGUGAUGAUUCCGGCGAAGAAAGGAGGGGUGAUUCUGUUCACGGCCAGCGUGCUGACGGAGACUUACGGCUUCUUCGCCCACGCCUACACGUCGUCCAAGCACGCGGUGGUCGGGUUGAUGAAGAACCUGUGCGUGGAGCUGGGAGAGUAUGGGAUCCGGGUGAGCUCGAUUUCGCCGACGGGGGUGCCGACGCCGAUGGGGAUGAAGAGCUUGGGACUGGAUCGAGAGGGCGUUCAGGAUCUCUGUUCGGAGAAGGCGGCCCUGAAAGGCGUGGCUCUGGAUGAGAACGAUGUUGCGGAGGCUGCUCUGUUUCUUGCCGGCGAUGAGUCCAAGUUCGUGAGCGGGGUGAACCUCGUGGUGGAUGGUGGCUUCAACUUGAGAAGCGCCUAGCUGAGCCUUGUAGCUUCAUCUUCUAAUAAUAAUGAGGGUUGUUAGCCAUGGUUUGAGUAGCUGGUCAUGACACGGAGGGUAUGUUGUGAUAGAAGUAUAAUAUUCACGGUGGGGGAAGUGAAGCCAAGUAGAUUGGUGUCAACCUUUAUUAAUAAAAAAGAGGAAUUUAUUAUUAGUCAGAAUGAUAGAUGACUAACUUCUCCA
Messenger RNA from Linum tenue, 987 nucleotides. Lineage: Eukaryota; Viridiplantae; Streptophyta; Magnoliopsida; Malpighiales; Linaceae. The record is from the annotation of a GenBank genome assembly.